AUGGCUGACGCACUUCCUACAGGCUCCAAGGCGGAUAUUCCCCAGGAUCUGCUCAAUGAGGUCAAGAGGCUGGAGGACCUCUUCACUGUUGACACGCAGCUGCUCAAGAAGAUUACCGACCAUUUCAUCUCCGAGUUGGCCAAAGGUCUGAGUGUCGAGGGUGGCAGCAUUCCUAUGAACCCAACCUGGGUCAUGUCAUUUCCCGAUGGUAACGAAACUGGUACAUUCCUUGCCCUUGACAUGGGCGGCACCAACCUCCGCGUGUGCCAAAUCACCCUGACCGACCAGAAGUCCGAAUUCGACAUUCUUCAAUCCAAGUACCGUAUGCCAGAAGAACUCAAGACUGGCAACUCGGAUGAGCUCUGGGAAUACAUUGCGGACUGCCUGCAGCAGUUCGUGGAGACUCACCACGGCGAUUGCGCUGGCAUUGAUACCCUUCCUCUCGGUUUCACUUUUUCGUAUCCCGCUACGCAGAACUACAUUGACGAGGGCAUUCUCCAGAGAUGGACCAAGGGAUUUGAUAUUGCCGGAGUAGAGGGAGAGAAUGUCGUUCCCAUGUUGAAUAAUGCCCUCGAAAAGAAGGGUGUACCAAUCAGACUAACUGCCCUGAUCAAUGAUACGACCGGAACCAUGAUUGCCUCCGCGUACACCGACCCUAAGAUGAAGAUUGGAUGCAUUUUUGGCACGGGCUGUAAUGCUGCUUACAUGGAGGACGUCGGCUCCAUCCCUAAGCUUGCUCACAUGAAGCUGCCCCCUGAGACUCCGAUGGCUAUCAACUGCGAGUGGGGUGCCUUCGACAACGAGCACAAGGUGCUCCCCAGAACUGAGUUUGAUAAGAUCAUUGACCGUGACUCUCCUCGGCCCGGGCAGCAGGCGUUUGAGAAGAUGAUUGCCGGUCUGUACCUGGGCGAAAUCUUCCGACUGGUGCUGGUCGACUUGCACGACAAUCGUGACGUGCACGUCUUCGAGGGUCAGGAUAUCUCUCUGCUCCGCAAGGCCUACUCUUUGGAUUCCUCCUUCCUUUCUGCCGUUGAAGAGGAUCCCUUUGAGAACUUGCAAGAGACUGCCGAUUUGUUCAACGCCAAGCUCGGCAUUGUCUGCACACGACCCGAGUUGGAGCUUAUUCGACGACUUGCCGAGCUUAUUGGCACCCGUGCUGCGCGCCUCUCCGCCUGUGGUGUUUCUGCUAUCUGCAAGAAGAAGGAUUUCAAGACGUGCCAUGUUGGUGCUGACGGAUCCGUCUUCAACAAGUACCCUCACUUCAAGGCCCGCGGUGCCCAAGCUCUUCGCGAAAUUCUUGACUGGCCAGAGAAGACGGACCCCAAGGAGGAGGAUCCCAUUGAGAUUCUUGCUGCCGAAGACGGCAGUGGUGUAGGUGCAGCUCUGAUUGCCGCGCUGACCCUGAAGAGAGUCAAGGCCGGCAACGUUGCUGGUGUUCUGCACCCCGAGCACUUUAAGUAA
Molecule: messenger RNA, 1461 nt
Organism: Pochonia chlamydosporia 170
Lineage: Eukaryota; Fungi; Ascomycota; Sordariomycetes; Hypocreales; Clavicipitaceae
Product: hexokinase
Exons: 5
Coding region: 1-1461 (486 amino acids)
Biological process (GO): intracellular glucose homeostasis; glucose 6-phosphate metabolic process; glycolytic process
Cellular component (GO): mitochondrion; cytosol
Molecular function (GO): mannokinase activity; ATP binding; glucokinase activity
Source: RefSeq, a predicted model, not a curated record